Eupeodes corollae is the source of this 2198-nucleotide messenger RNA. Its product is annotated as angiotensin-converting enzyme-like. Gene Ontology annotation, biological process: proteolysis. The record is from RefSeq and is a predicted model, not a curated record. Gene Ontology annotation, molecular function: peptidyl-dipeptidase activity; metallopeptidase activity. The coding region runs from base 103 to 1983 and encodes 626 amino acids. NCBI's taxonomy places the organism in Eukaryota, Metazoa, Arthropoda, Insecta, Diptera, Syrphidae. Gene Ontology annotation, cellular component: plasma membrane. The transcript has 6 exons.
GCAAACAGUUAAAAAGCAUCUAAGCUCAGUGCCUGUUAGAACCUUAUUUGAUAAACAAGAAUUUAGAAAAACAAAGUUAAAUCUAUAAAAUUGGCUAUAACAAUGAUCAACAAAGUAUUGUUAAGCUUUACAAUUUUUGGAGCUAUUAUAUUUACGAUUUGCCAUGGAACUGAAUUGAACAACAACGAAAAUGAUGCCAAAAUAUUUCUAAAUCAAAUUAGUGCUAAAUUGUUUAAUAUUUACGAUGAAGUCAAUCAAGCAAAUACCAUCCCAAUCUAUAACGUUCAAAUACAAGGUGUUUUCAAUGAGGAGAUCGGUUUGAAGAGAAUUGCUAGAGAUGCAAGAAAGUUUGACUUUGAGAACUUCAAAGACAACGAUCUGAAAUAUGCCUUUGAGAUCCUAAUCAAAUCAAUAGACUUAAAGGUCAUAAAGCGAAAACUAUUUUCAGAUCUGUUCAAUUCUCGAGAAGAAUUACCUCCAUUUUUACGAAAUGUGCAAAUUAAUGAUUUUUAUGAUAAUGAAAUUAAAAGAACAUACACUCCAGACAUUGAAAACAUUAUUACAACGUCUCAGAAUCCUGAAGAGUUGCAAUACUACUGGAAUGAAUGGAGGAAGACAACGGAUGAAUGGGCAUAUCACAACAUUGACGUAGUUCUCAAGGCUUUAAAAAACGCUGCUAAGUUCAAUAAGGUUAAGCCCUUGGAGUUUUGGCUGCAUGGGUACAACCUUACUUCUAUAGAUGGUCUGAUGGCCGAUGUAAGACCACUUUACCUGGAACUCCAUGCAUUCAUUCGAAACCUACUUCGUGAGAAAUAUGGCGAAUCAGUUAUUACAGCUGACGGAUUGAUUCCAGUUCAUCUAUUUGAACAAGUUUUACUUCAAACAUGGACAAACGAGAGCAUUAUUGAAGAUAUGUUUCCCUUUGACAGUCUUCCCCCGGUGGAAUCCGUCUUGUCGAAAAAGUUUGAUUCUCAGCAAUUGCAUAAAAUUGCUGAGGAAUUUUAUGAGAGUUUAGGAUUCGAAAAAUAUCCCUCUAAUAUUUGGGGAAGUAGCAUAAAGUUACAGACAUAUGAUGAUAAAGAAGAUGUCGAUGAUGAAGAUGAUGAUGAAGAUGACAAUGGUGAUGAAGACCAAAUUGAUGACGGAUACGAUUGCGAUGCCGUAUAUGGGUAUUCAACUCCAAAUAUUCUACUAGAGUUUUGUGGAAAGUUAACUUUCCAAGACUUUAUUGAUUCGUAUGCCAUUCUGGGGUUCUUGCACUAUUCCAAGGAAAUGCAGAAAGCUAGUCUUCCAGCAUAUUUCUAUAAGCCCCCCCAAGAUUUAGAACAAGCAAUUGGAGAUGCUAUAAUACUAUCUGCAUCAACUCAUCAAAAUUUGAAGCAAAUCGGAAUGAUUGAGGAUUUUAAUAUUACUCAAGAAGUUGAAAUGAAUCGACUUUUGAGAAUGGCUAUAUUUCGCCUUAUCAAUAUUCAAUUGGAUUUCGUUCAUACAAAAGUUCUGGCUGAUCUUGUGUCGGGAAAAGUUGAAAAGUCGGAAAUUAAUAGCCAUUACUGGCAGUUAAUGAAGAAAUAUGUAGGUGUUGGACCACCAAAGGAUCAUGAGGACUCUGAAUAUGAUAUGCCUUAUAAUUUUUACAAAAAAAUGACAGAUAACGAGAUGAUGGUAGAUUUUGUAACGAGCUUUUUGAGUCAUCAAUUUCAUAAAAAGUUAUGUGAAAUCAGCGGAAAAUAUCCCAAGGAAAAGCUGCAUUUAUGUGACGUACAUGGAAGCAAGGAAGUUGGAAAUUCCUUGAAAAAAAUGAUGCAACUUGGUAGUUCAAAGCCAUAUAAGGCAGUACUUGGAAAGAUGUUUAAUGAUGAUCAAAAUAUAAAGGCCGAAGCACUGUUAGAGUAUUACAGUCCGAUUAAGAAGUUGUUAAUGGAGAAUAAUAAAAAAUCAAAAGUUUUAACCGGUUGGAAGGAAUCUAACUUAAAAAAAAAUUAACUAUUUCACAAAAAUUCAUAAACGAUAUGUUUAACAUGUAUUUCUCAUAUUUGUUUCAUUUAUAACUUGUAAGAAAUUAAGUUUUAAAUUACAAUUUAUAAUAAUUUCGUAAAAAAUAUCUACAAAAUUAAUUUUAGACAUAAAUGGGAGGAAAAGGUGUUUAACAAUUGUUUGUAUUUUUUGAAAUUUAAAUAAAUGUAACGCUUGCAAUAUUA